Molecule: messenger RNA, 4002 nt
Organism: Nematolebias whitei (Rio pearlfish)
Lineage: Eukaryota; Metazoa; Chordata; Actinopteri; Cyprinodontiformes; Rivulidae
Gene: nid1a
Product: nidogen 1a
Exons: 20
Coding region: 43-3606 (1187 amino acids)
Biological process (GO): cell-matrix adhesion
Molecular function (GO): calcium ion binding
Source: RefSeq, a predicted model, not a curated record
UAGCGCAGGACUCUCAACCCAGCUGCCUCCAAAGUGAGAACCAUGUCUCGGAAGAACCAAGGGUGGCUCGUCUUGGGGACUUUCCUCGGACUUCUGGCCUCGGCGCGGAGCAUAGGACGGGACGAGUUCCUCCCGUUCGGUGUGCGCGCAGGAGACCAUUCCCUGGAGCCCGGGACCGACCGGACGUCCGAACUUCAGCUCAACAAGCCAGUUCUGUUCUACGACAAGGCGUUCAACAGCCUUUUUAUCAACACCAAUGGGUUUGUCGCCACAGCAGAGCCGACGAGUGAGUCCACGUACUUGGGUAAAAUGCCCCCAGAGUUUGGCAUGAUUGCGGCUCUGCAGGGAGACCUGGACACAAGCGAUGGCGUUGGGAAAGUUUUCUUUCGUCAAGAUGCCAGCCCAGAUAUUUUGCGCCGGGCAGCCGAGCACAUCAACAGGGCCUUCCCCAGGGACGAUGAGGUGAAUCCUACCAACGUUGUGGUGAUCACCUGGAUUAAUGUCGCCAGCCACAAACCUGAAACUUUAGACAGCGACAAGAAGAGGAACAACUUCCAGCUGGUUAUCGCUUCCUUGGACACUGCCUCAUAUGCUAUUGUCCUCUACACAAGAAAUGGAAUCCAGUUUUCCUCCACACCUGCAGGAGACAGUCAUGCGAUCAUGCAUGCUGGCUUCAGCCAGGGUUUGGUCAAGGGUUACUUCUUUGACAGUCAGGGAAAAUAUUACCGCACCACCAAAGAUGAGGAAGAAAGCGUGAGGGCUUUAGCAGUGGAGACUAACUCCGGCCUGCGAGGUGUAUGGGUGUAUGAGAUUGGCACCUACCCCUACUUUAGUAACGUGAAACCUGGGGAGGUCACAGACCUGCCUACCGAGACCCCGCAGCAGGUCUUUGAUUCACAGCAGUCUGUUCUGACUGAUGAACAGUUUAAUGUCACUCCAGAUGCAGAACAGAUUCAGGUCCACUCAGUUCAAUACCAGCCGGAGAACCCAGAGGUGGUAGUGAUCGACGACUCAGACAUUAAUGUAGAUGUGUUUUCAUACAACCUUGGGACAUGUACCAACAACAGAAACAAGUGCUCCCAGUUUGCAGACUGCAGAGACUAUUCAAGUGGAUAUUGCUGCCACUGCAGACCGGGCUACUACGGCAAUGGAAUACAGUGUGUAGCGGAAGGAAAACCUCAAAGAAUGAAUGGUAAACUAUAUGGGAAACUAUAUGCAGGCGAUUCCCUGUUCCCGGUGGAGUUCAGUGGCAAUGAUCUCCACUCGUACGUCGUGGUCAACGACGGACGAUCGUACGUUGCCAUCAGUGGCAUUCCUGAGUCUGUCGGGCCCUCCAUGUUGCCUCUGUUGGCCCUGAGCAGUGUUAUCGGGUGGACAUUUGCUUUGGAACAGCCUGGCUACAGGAAUGGAUUCAGUAUCAUUGGGGGCGAGUUCAAGCGGCAGGCUGAAGUGACCUUUUUCCCUGGGAAUGAGAGGCUGACAAUCAGGCAGGAGUUCAAGGGCACAGAUGAGCUGGACCACCUGGUGGUGAGCACCACCAUGGACGGCCGGGUCCCUGAGGUGCCUCUUGGCUCCACCAUUCAGGUCGAUCCAUACACUGACAUCUACCAGUACAACAACAACUUGAUCACCUCGUCCUCUACGCGGAAAUAUAUAGUGAAUAUGCCUGAUGGGUCCACUGAAACCAGGAGCUAUCAGCGUCGCGAGACCAUCACCUUCCAGAGCUGCCAGCACGACGAAUCUCUGCGAGAUGUGAAUACCCAGAUGCUCAAAGUGGACCAAAUCUUUGUCUUCUUUGACUCUAAUAAUAAUCUCCUUCGGUACGCCAUGAGCAACAAGAUUGGGGACGUCAACGGCGGUCAGCAAGAGGAGAACCCGUGUUUCACCGGAAGACACGGCUGUGACACCAAUGCUGUUUGUCGACAUGGUGAGGGGAUCCAUUUCACCUGCCAUUGUGCUGCUGGGUUCAAUGGGGACGGACGGACAUGUUACGACAUUGAUGAGUGCAGAGAGACUCCUCACAUCUGUGGGUCUAACGCUAUCUGCAACAAUCAGCCUGGGACUUUCCGCUGUGAAUGUGAGGAGGGGUAUCAGUUCGGCAGCGAUGGACGGACUUGCAUUGAAGUCGAUCGACCUGUGGACCACUGCGACGAAGGCACCCACACCUGUGAUAUUUCUGAGCGCGCUCAGUGCAGCUACACUGGAGGCUCCUCCUACAUUUGCUCCUGCCUGCAGGGCUUUGUGGGGGAUGGACGCACCUGCCAAGAUAUAGACGAGUGUCAGCCCGGCAGGUGCCAUCAAAACGCAGUGUGUGUCAACACCCAGGGUUCUUUUGUCUGCCAGUGCCAGCCAGGCUACAGUGGGAACGGCAUCCACUGCUCUUCAGAGAGGACCAAGACUCGAUGCGAGACCCACAGAGACAGUCUUCUUGGUGGGGCUGGGUUCGGUCCACCACGGGCCCCCCGACCUCCUGUCGGACAGUACAUCCCAGAGUGUGACGUUAACGGUGAUUACGUGCCCACCCAGUGCCACGGCAGCACCGGGUACUGCUGGUGUGUGGACCGUCACGGACUAGAGAUCGACGGGACGCGCUCUGCUCCCGGCAGCAGACCGAUGUGUGUUGACCACAACAUCGCGCCCACACCUGUUGGGCCUCGGCCCCGACCCAACGUCCAUCUCCCUCCAGGGACACACCUGCUGUUUGCUCAGAGCGGCAGAAUAGAGCACAUCCCAUUGGACGGUUACGAUAUGAAGAAGGAUGAUGCUAAACCUGUCCUUCACGUCCCAGGAAACGUUAUCAUUGGAGUUGCCUAUGACUGCGUGGAAAAAAUGAUUUAUUGGACGGAAAUAACGUCUCCUUCAAUUAGCAAGGCCAGCGCAGAUGGCGGGGAGCCCACCACUAUCAUCAGAUCCGAUUUGGAGAGCCCAGAAGGUAUCGCGAUCGACCACUUGAGCCGAACGAUGUUCUGGACCGACUCUAUGAAGGAUAGGAUCGAGGUGGCGUCUCUGGACGGGUCCCAGCGUCGUGUCCUCAUAGACACAGAUCUUGUGAACCCUCGAGCGAUCAUCACUGAUCCUGAAAGCGGAAAUCUUUACUGGGCCGACUGGAAUCGCGACGCCCCCAAGAUAGAAACCUCCUACAUGGAUGGGACCAACAGAAGGGUUCUGGUUAAGGACAACCUUGGUCUGCCGAAUGGACUGACGUACGACCAUCAGAGUUCUCUGCUGUGUUGGGCAGACGCUGGUACACAUAAACUGGAGUGCGUGAAUCCUGGUCGGGGAGAUCGCAGCACGGUUUUAGAGGGGAUUCGGUACCCGUUUGGGAUCACGUCAAUUGGAAAGAACAUCUACUACACUGACUGGCAGAGGGACGCCGUGAUUGUGGUGGACCGCUUUACCGGGCAAGAGUCGGACGAGUUCCACCCUCAGAAACGGACCAGGCCGUAUGGGAUCACCACCGCUUACGCCCAGUGUCUUUCAGGUCAAAAUUACUGUUCUGGGAACAACGGAGGAUGCACUCACCUGUGUUUACCGACACCAACCGGCCGCUCCUGCAAGUGUCCCGACAACGCCGCGGCCACCGGCUGUAUCGAGAGCGGCUACUGAGGGGAAGCCGUGAAAUCUGGAGCCGCUCAGCGUUACUAAAUUUUAACCGCUGAAAACCGAAUGAAGUUAAUGGUGCCUUUUACCGUUCAGUGUUAUUUCUUAUGUAUAAUUUUAUUUUUUUAAUUUUGACACCUACACAAGUCACAGCCACCCCUGAGAUCUACUAAUAGGUUUACCCUUUUUUAUCCUGAGUGCACAUAAACUGAGUCGAAAGCUCAAGGGAUACAUAAUUUAAUGUGAAAUUUGUUGCAACAGUAUCUCAUUUCAGGUGUUACACUGUGCCGUGUUUGAAUUACAGCUUCUUUUACGUUAAGAAACGGGGUGAAAACAUCUGUGGCGCUGGUAGAAUUACUUCACAUCCUGACCGGCAAAAGAAAUAAAAGUGUUUCUACCAGG